Molecule: messenger RNA, 2231 nt
Organism: Thermothielavioides terrestris NRRL 8126
Lineage: Eukaryota; Fungi; Ascomycota; Sordariomycetes; Sordariales; Chaetomiaceae
Exons: 2
Coding region: 130-1971 (613 amino acids)
Biological process (GO): box C/D snoRNP assembly
Cellular component (GO): nucleus
Molecular function (GO): RNA binding; metal ion binding
Source: RefSeq, a predicted model, not a curated record
CGUCUCGCGCACACACAUGUGCGCACACCCGCCUCCGCCCCCGAGUCGAAGUUCAACCAGGCCUUGAUCCAAAACUGGCCUGCGUGGGCUGGUAUUGUCUCACCUGUCUGGCCAUUUCAGUCACGAACCAUGUCUUACAACUACGGUCCUCCACCACCGCCUCCUCCUCCAGCCCCCCCGAGUGGUGGCCCCGGCGGCUAUACCUCGUAUGGGCCUCCGCGAGGUGGCCAUAGUGGCAGAGGCCGUGGCGGCCUUGAUCGGGGCGGUUACCACCAACCACAUCCCGGCUACGGUUACGGUCAGCAGCCUCCCUACGGUUCCCAGAAUCCCGCAUCCUACGCCGGUCCUUCUGCCCAGCCAGGCUAUGCCCAACCUCCGCAGCAUUCUUGGAACCCGGAGCACGGCCAGCACCAUGCGCCGCAAGGCGCACCGCACGCCCCCUUACCUGUCCACAACUACCACCCGAAUUAUGCCCCUCAGUUGUAUCAACAUCAACCUCCAUACGGAGCUCAACCUCCCUACCAAACAGCCCCUCAGCCGCCCUACGGUCAGCCAUAUCCGGCCCCGACGCCGCAGGCCGGUCCGCCAGCCCAGCAGUGGGGUCCGCCUUCUCAAUCCCCUCCGAGUCACGGAGCAUACGGUGGAGGAGGACGCGGAGGACGCGGUGGUUACAAUGAACGGGGCGGACACAAGGGGCAGCUGAUGGGCCCCCCGAUUCGGAUGGGAUUUGAUGGCGGCAAUCCCCAAGCACCGCCCGCUCCAGUGAGCGCCCCAUAUCCGUACGGAGGGCCUCCUGCUCCUCCGGCUCCGUUUCCUCCCCCUUACCAAGGUUAUCCGCCUCCUGGGCCAUACAUGCCCGUCCCCUCGCCAUUCGAUGCCCAUUCCGGCCACGGCUCACGUCACCACGGUCGUGGCGGCUUUCACCAUUCCAAGUCUCGUCCUCAGUUUGGCGGUGACAAGAAUCGCAGCCGCAAUCACAAUCAGAGCAAGGGACAGACGGCCCAGACGGCCCAGACGACCCAGACGCCUCCCAUUCAGCAUCAGAAGCCUGAUGCUGCGUCCGCCGGGAAGAAGAAGAAGCGCAAGACAAACACUCUUGGCCUGACACCCGGUGAUGAGUCAGACGAGGACGACGAAAACGAGGAGGAGCGCCUUAACGAGAUGUAUGGCGCUGAAGCUCCAAACCCCCAAACGUCGUCCGAGAUCGCCGCCUGGAUUGCGGAGCGCCGUGCCCGGUACCCCACGAAGAGCAGAGUGGAAGCCAAGAAAGCCGCGCUUAAAGCUCAGAACGGCGACGCUAACCAGGAGAGAAGUAGCCUGGAACUAAAGGCAGAAAAGUUGCGAAAGCAGCUAGAGAAGGUCGAAUCCAGCAUCAAGCGGAAGCGCGAGCAGCAGGACGAGGGCGACGAAAUGAGGGAUCUCGACUUGGGCUCGCCUUCGUCGAGCAACGCCGGAUCGGACGACGAGAAACCGGAAUCCAUGUCGUCUCGUCCGCAACCGAGCAAUGUCCCUCCCCCGCUCAAAAAAGCAGAUCCCACCAAGCACUGCAAAUACUAUUCAACCGGGGGCACGUGUGGCAAGCGGGGCAAGUGCCGCUUUGUCCACGACCCGGCCGUCCGGGAAGCGGCUCUCCGAGAACGCGAGCUGAACGGCGGUCGCAUGACCCUGCAGCAGCGUCUUAUUUUGAACGAUAAGGAUCAGGAAGACCUCGCUAUCGUGGAGACGCUCAAGUAUCUCCAGGAUAAGGGCAUCCUCCCGAAGAAGACAGCGGGCGCACCGGCAUCAGAUAAGUCCUCUGAGACGGCCACUGCGCCCCAGUCUGAGCUGCCUGCCCGUCCGGCGGAGGAGGGUUCAAGCAAUGGCUUGCCCCCCAUCCCGCCUUCGAGUUCCUCGGCAGACGACCAUACAACCAAGUACGCCGGUUGGAACUUGAGCGGUUUCGGGAACACAGGCGUCAGUUCGAGUGAGUAGCGAUCCCGGCCAUUGUCUGCAUGCCGGACUCGCCGGGGUGUCCGACAGGGUUCUUCCUUUAGACUGAAGCGCGGCGGGUCGGGGCCUCGGCAUGCGGCCUACAAGACGCGCCGGUAAGGAAGUGCAUGUGCUUCUACUGGUAAUUUCCCAGCUGGGAGCCAGUCGACUGCUUGAGAUCGUUCUCGAGCCACCUGUUGCUUUAGUCUGUUUUGCAGAGGAGGUGUCCCUGACAGUGUCGGGGGCAGCUCACGAGCAUCGGG